AGGAAGCUAGCAACAAUAUGCAUAAACUGCCGGAAGUUAGCUGUUGUGCCAGACUUCACGCACUUCACUUGACACAAACAUGGCUGGGUCAGACACCGAUGCAUACUGGAGGACUCCUCGCACUUGUGAAGAUUACUGGAGUGAGUUUCGACACUGCAAAAGUAUACGGAACCGCUUCCAUCACUACUACACCUUUGGCACGUUUCCUGUCUGUGGACAGUGGAAAGAGGACUACGCCAGCUGCAAAGAGUGGGAGAAGAGCAACAGCACUCAAGCCAAGGAGGCACUACGGCAGAGUGAGCGCCAUCGUGUGGCAGAACAGCGGAAGUUCACCCCCGUGUGGGAGCUGAGGAAGGAGCCGCCGAGUGACUGGCACAUGCCCCUCAAUCAGGGCAAGGACUCUUAAACAAACUGCCCUGACAAUCUUCACAUGCCUGCACUGCAUUACACUCUCACGGAAACACUUGUCAAUACCUCAUCUAUUCCCCAUACGGCCAUUCUGUAUUUCUCUCCCAAUCAGGGACUUAUUGUGGUCACUGCCAAAGUACAAAGGAGUUGAUUUCUCAAGGCCUAACAUACACAAGAACUGCUUGGUUAUGCAAAGUGUGUGUAGUGUGCCCUUUUGUUGUCGUCGCCCCCCCCCCCCAAUCACACACGUGGACAUACUACCCACUUGAGUGUUUUUCGGAUCAAAGCGUUACCCGUCAUAGCGGAACUCUCCUUCACUGAUGGGAGUCCAGAGAUGCCCAUCUUAUCUGUUCAGCCAACACCAGUGACACCUGUAAGCUUUGAAGGUUGCUUUGGCCUGUGAGAUUAAACCCAAAGGGAUACAUUUCAAGAAUUUUAUGAGAAAUCUGUUAACUCUAACAUAUGAAGUAAAGCUGAUAAUAGUCAAGACCAAUACUUUGGUAUUGUUGGUAAAAUGAAAUUGUAUGGCACUAGUGUGGUUUGUUACUGGAGUCAGGAUGAGCUCAACUCACUUUGAAGACAGUGGGUUCUUUCCAUUAGCCUAACUCCCGUCUUCCCUGGUGGUUGUGGCCUCAUGAUGACCUCGCAAGAUGUCGUUGAUGACAAGUUUAAUUCAAUACCUUGCAGAAGUGCAAUUCAAAAGUAAUUUUCUCAUUUUCGAACACAAUGUUGAAUUGGGAAAAGUCCCCCAAAAGUUGACUAGAGUGACAGUGGGGUAAACUGUUUCCUCCAUGUAGGCGGGGCAUCAGUGAAGCGUGAGGUCACAGGCACAGGUUAAAGACGGGAGGUAGGAAAAAGGGGCUGUGCCCAGUUUUCCAGAUUGCGUCUGCACUAAACAGCUUGAUUUCCUUUAAAUUCAUGGUUGCUACUUUGGGUACCCAGGAGAUACCAUUGGUGUGCAUGUUCUGUGGAAGGCAUUUAUACGAGCAGAUAUUGAUCUUACAUCUGACACUGGAAGAUUUCUACCACCAAAUCAGAUAACUAAAGAUGUAUGUUUAAUUUUUUGUUUAAUGUUCGAAAACAAUCUUAUUUACAGUGCUCUUCAUUUCAAAAGCAAAUGCACAAUAAUAUAAAAAAAGACAAACGGCAUGACUGGU
Messenger RNA from Engraulis encrasicolus (European anchovy), 1565 nucleotides. RefSeq names its product chromosome 3 C22orf39 homolog (gene c3h22orf39). NCBI's taxonomy places the organism in Eukaryota, Metazoa, Chordata, Actinopteri, Clupeiformes, Engraulidae. The transcript has 3 exons. Bases 80 to 406 code for a protein of 108 amino acids. The record is from RefSeq and is a predicted model, not a curated record.